UCCAAGGGUCCGCGUGGGUGGCGGGCUGAGCGGCGCGGGCGCCCGCGGGGGGCGGCGGGCGGGCGGCAUGCGCUUUGAGGAGCUGCUGGAGGAGGCGGGGGGCUUCGGCCCCUUCCAGCUGAGGAACCUGGCCCUGCUGGCCCUGCCCCGCGUGCUGCUCCCCCUGCACUUCCUGCUGCCCGUCUUCCUGGCUGCCGUCCCUGCCCACCGCUGCGCGCUGCCCGCCGCCCCGGCCAACCUCAGCCGCCCGGACGCGUGGCUGGAGGCCCGCCUGCCCCGGGAGCCCGACGGCGCGUUCAGCGCCUGCCUCCAGUUCGCCUCCCCCCGGCUUCUCCCCAACACCACCCUGGGGAGGGGGACGCCGGGCCCCGGGGAGCGGGGGAGCCAGCCCCCCACGGUGCCCUGCGCCCGGGGCUGGGAGUACGACCGCUCGGAAUUCUCCUCCACCAUCGCAACCGAGUGGGAUCUGGUCUGUGAGCGGAAAGGCCUCAGCCAAGUGACGUCCACCUGCUUCUUCGUGGGCGUGCUGCUGGGGGCCGUGCUCUUCGGCUAUCUGUCUGACAGGUUUGGGCGGCGCCGGCUGCUGCUGGCGGCCUACGCGAGCUCCCUGCUGCUGAGCCUGGCGUCGGCCGCUUCCGUCAGCUUCGCCAUGUUCGUCAUCACCCGCACCCUCACCGGCUCAGCCCUGGCGGGGUUCACCAUCAUCGUGCUGCCCCUGGAGCUGGAGUGGCUGGACGUGGAGCACCGCGUGGUGGCGGGCGUGCUGAGCAGCAUCUUCUGGACAGUAGGCGUGCUGCUGCUGGCUCUGGUCGGGUACCUGAUCCGGGACUGGCGGUGGCUUCUGCUGGCUGCCACGCUGCCCUGCGUCCCGGGCAUCCUCAGCAUCCGGUGGGUGCCCGAGUCUGCGCGCUGGCUUCUGACCCAGGGCCGCGUGGAGGAGGCCCGAGGGUACUUGCUCCGCUGUGCCAGUCUCAAUGGCAAAUCAGUGGCCUCGGAGAGCCUGAGCCAGGAGGCCCUGGACAAAGUGGCCGACAGGGAGCGGGGGGCCCCCAGGCCCUCGUACCUAGACCUGUUCCGGACAUCCCGGCUGCGACACAUCUCGCUGUGCUGCGCGGCGGUGUGGUUCGGAGUGAACUUCUCCUACUACGGCCUGACUCUGGACUUGUCGGGGCUGGGGCUGGACGUGUACCGGACGCAGCUGCUGUUCGGGGCGAUGGAGGUGCCCUCCAAGCUCCUGGUCUACCUGUGCGUGAGCCGCGUGGGGCGCCGCCCCACGCAGUCCGGGAUGCUGCUGGGCGCCGCGCUGACCUUCGGCAUCCGGCUGCUGGUGUCCAAGGAGAGCAGGGCCUGGACCACCGCCCUGGCCAUCUUAGGGAAAGCGUUUUCGGAAGCCGCCUUCACCACCGCCUACCUCUUCACGUCGGAGCUGUACCCCACUGUGCUCAGACAGACAGGGCUGGGGCUGUGCGCACUGGUGGGCAGGCUGGGGGCCUCUUUGGCCCCAGUGGCGGCAUUGCUGGAUGUAGUAUGGUUGCCGCUGCCCAAGCUGACCUAUGGGGGCAUUGCCCUGCUGGCUGGCUGCGUUGCCGUCCUGCUGCCAGAGACAAGGAAGGCCCAACUGCCAGAGACCAUCCAGGAUGUGGAGAAAAUGAGUAACUCCCGCAGCCGUCAGGAGGGAGAGAUGCAGUCUGGACGGAAUGGAGCUGAGGAGAGCUGUGCACAGAGGUUCUGAAGCAGGAGUGGAGAGCGCAGGGGCAGGCCCUUGUGACUGGGGGUGGGGUGCCCACAGGACCUCUCUGCCUAGAGCUGAAGGUUGAAGGUUGCUAUGUGUCCUCUGCCUACGUUCAUCCAGCCUUCACCAUUAGGCCUCCAACAGUCGGACAACCUCCCAGAACAUAGUGAGCUGCUGGAGAUUCUGAGCUUGGCUGGGGGGAUUCUGUAAAUCUUUUCUGGAAGGCACCUUUCUAUAAAUAAAUGCUUCCCGGGUUGGA
Messenger RNA from Perognathus longimembris pacificus (Pacific pocket mouse), 1991 nucleotides. It is a transcript of the gene Slc22a7, whose product is annotated as solute carrier family 22 member 7. The coding region runs from base 68 to 1732 and encodes 554 amino acids. The record is from RefSeq and is a predicted model, not a curated record. Gene Ontology annotation, cellular component: membrane. NCBI's taxonomy places the organism in Eukaryota, Metazoa, Chordata, Mammalia, Rodentia, Heteromyidae. The transcript has 10 exons. Gene Ontology annotation, molecular function: transmembrane transporter activity. Gene Ontology annotation, biological process: transmembrane transport.